UGCUGCUAUAACCAGCUGAUGCUGAGGCUAUGAACACGGAGCCUCAGAAGAACUGUUGACGGUUCAUGGAUACCCCGUCAUCGGCGUUAUGCCUGCGGAUUCGGUCUCAUCCCCGUCGGCAGAUUGAAUGAGGAGGAAAUCUGAUCGAGUCACGACACACAGGCCUGAGCUUCUUCCCCCCCCCCUCGUCCUGCCGCUCCACAUGAUGUUUCUUCGUCUUCCCACAUCACCAUCUUCAUGGACAUGAUGCUCUGCGCUUCACAUAUUGAGCUUGAGGCGACACAUCACAUCUGCAGGUACGACUUUGUUUGGAUAGAAGUACAAGACAAACAACCUCAAGACAUGUAAUAAAGAGGAUUCAGACACGACUGGAACAACUCGAUCCAUAAAUAAAAGACUGACAUUUAAAGGUUGGAGGAGAUCUGCGGAGUGAGGGAGAGAGAAGCCGAAGUCAAAAUGGGGUGUGUUCACAUGAAUACCACAUUUCUCCUGGACUCGACAGUUCACUCCCUCAGACGCUGGUCAAAGCAGGAGUCUCCUCGCUAAAAACCAGAGCAGCUCAUUUCACCUGCAGGAGGAGCCCUCGCCCUCGGUGAUGUGAUGAAUAAGUUUGAAGUCCUUGGCAUUGUGGGAGAAGGAGCGUAUGGAGUGGUGCUUAAGUGCAGGCAUAAGGAAACCAAUGAGCUGGUGGCCAUUAAGAAGUUCAAAGACAGCGAAGAAAAUGAGGAGGUCAAAGAAACGACUCUUCGGGAGCUGAAGAUGCUUCGGACGCUGAAGCAGGACAACAUCGUCGAGCUUAAGGAAGCUUUUCGCCGCAGGGGGAAACUCUACCUUGUCUUUGAAUAUGUUGAGAGGAACAUGCUGGAGCUCUUAGAGGAACUGCCCAACGGUGCACCGCCUGAUAAAGUCCGCAGCUACAUCUACCAGCUCAUCAAAGCCAUCAACUGGUGUCACAAGAAUGAGAUAGUACACAGAGAUAUCAAGCCCGAAAACCUCCUCAUCAGCUCGGAGGACGUCCUCAAACUCUGUGACUUUGGUUUUGCUCGUAACCUGUCUGAAGGAACAGAUGCCAACUACACUGAGUAUGUGGCUACACGGUGGUACCGCUCGCCGGAGCUGCUGCUGGGGGCUCCGUAUGGAAAGGCCGUGGACAUGUGGUCAGUGGGUUGUAUCCUCGGGGAGCUGAGUGACGGACAGCCCUUGUUCCCAGGAGAAAGUGAAAUAGAUCAGCUCUUCACCAUUCAGAAGGUUUUGGGGCCUCUUCCUGCAGAACAGAUGAAACUCUUCUACAACAACCCUCGCUUUCAUGGAAUCAGGUUUCCCUCUGUUACUCAUCCUCAGACUUUGGAGAGAAGAUACCAGGGUAUCCUGAGUGGUUUGAUGUUGGAUCUGAUGAAGAGCCUGCUGCUGCUGAACCCCACUGAGCGUUACCUGACUGAGCAGAGUUUGAACCAUCCAGCCUUCCAGCCUCUGAGACAGGCAGAGAGAGAACGACCUCCCCCUGCAUCUCCCAACCUGCCGCGCUCCUCCAAAAGGAAAACGCACCAUCAUGGAGAGAACACAGUUCCUACAAGGAGUCACCAAAAGAGCACGAGCCGUCGCUCCAACAGCAAAGAAUGUUCCAGCCUCCCUCGCCAUGGCGACCUCCAUCACCUCAGCAACAAGGGUUUCCUCAACGGGAACAAGCCACCCCCCUCCAGUCUGAGUCCUCAACUCCUCCCAAAGGGCCAGUACUUGUCCCAAACCCUCAAUCGUUCAGCCUCAUCCAGCAAAGACCUAGCCAACAACAACCUGCCGCACCUCCUCAGUCCAAAAGACACAAAAGGCAAGACAGAGUUUGAUUUCAGCAUGGGACCGUCCCCGAAGCUGUCUGACCAGGGACACGGAGGGAAGUACAGCCACAGCAAAUCCAGCUCCUCUCGCUCUCAGCAGCAGCAGCAACAGCAGCAGCAGCAGCAGCAGCAGCAGCAGCAGGCCAGCCGCCACACCUUCCUGGAAGGAAAGAACAAUACCCUGCAGUCUGCAGCAGAAAAACAACAUGGCCGACACACCCACAGUAUGGCCGAUUCUACCCAUGGGUCCAUGUCCUCGUCCUCAAAGAGUUCAGCCUCUUAUCUCAGCCUGUCUAAGAGCCACAGCGCGCUGAGCGAUUCUAAAUCUGUAGGGAACCUCAGUGAUGGUCGACUCCACCUAGAUGACCCAAACGCCAACGCCAAUGUUGGGAUGCAGCCCAGUGCUCGCUUCUUCCCAGCCAGCUGCUUAGACCUGAACGCUCCUUCAGGUCCACCCGGGCCGCCCGGCAGCCCCUCUGCUCGACACAGCGAUCGAUCUGGACACAGCCCCGCUUCGCGUAGCAGCGGCAACGUCCGAAUGGAGAGCAGCACACUGGACUCCUCGUCCAGACACAAAUCCAGACAUAAACCUUUAACACCAGAGGAGACCGGCGCUCCGGAGCUCUUAGACCCUGGAGGAGCUGGGAUGCCUUCCACACACACUCUACCUUCUCCACAUGAGUCUUAUCAUUACGGCCUGGGCUACACCUCACCCUUCUCCUCCCAGCAAAGGCCUCAGCGCCACUCUAUGUACGUGAGGAGGGAGCGUCACCGACCACACGGGGUGGAGGGGGGAAUGGCGGGCCUGCCUGCGCCGGGACAGGCAAUACCAACACGUGCCAGCAGUCUGCAGCUCCUCUCCCCUCAGCUGCAGCACCGGACAACCCUGACAGGACACUCCGUUAGCUCGUCCAGAGAGAGCUGCACAGAUGACAUGACCAGGAGUGAGCAGUCCCCUAAAGACUUGAGCCACCCCUGUGCCCCCAUCAAAGACUCUACGAGGGACAACGCUGCUGCUUAUCAUACGCAGCGCUCUAAAAACGAGGUCGGGAUGUAUCACGACCCGCAUGUUGAGGACGGCGGAUCCUCCAAGGAGAACCGGAUGAUCUUCACUGAGUCCAUGCCACGGAGAGUUGGCAGCUUUUACCGUGUCCCUUCCCCCCGACCAGAUAACUCCUCCUCUUUCCACGAUGGCGUCGGGCAGGGUCGAGGGCCGGUCGUACCCGUUGUACCUGGAGACCCUGUCGCCAUGGCCAACCACUCCAAACGUCAGACAGCUUUUGACUGGACUGCUGCCGAAGCGAUGGUCAUGAAUCCUCCGGAGCCGAUCAAAGAGAAGGAAAAACAAGGCUUCUUCAGAUCCAUUAAAAAGAAGAAGAAGAAGACACAAAUAACGGACAUGGAGGACGGGAGGAACCCCAGCAUCAAGAAAAGCCUUUUCCCCCUCUUUAGCUCAAAGAAUAGCUUAAAGCACAACUCAGCUGUCAAAGUCCUACCUGUAGUGGCCUCGCCUAUGGUACAACACCAGCCUCCCGCGCCCUACCCUGCCUCACCAGUUCCUGGUAACGGACAAGAGCACAUGUCCCUGCAGAGGAGCUCAAAGUCGUCCUCUCACCACGGCAGCCGACGGAAAAACCGCGAGAGAUCCCGAGACAGAGACCGAGAGCGGGAACAGAGCAGGGAACGAGACAGAGAGAGAGAGAGAGAAAGAGAGAGAGAGAGAGAGAGGGACAGAGGGAGGGAGAGAGAGAGAGUCAAUGACUGGCCACCAGACAAACCAGUGGACUCACACUCUCAGAGUCAACCCCUGAAGUCGCUCCGCCGGCUCCUUCAUCUCUCGCCGUCUUCCUCGAAUCAAGGACAACCUCCUCCCCCUCCCCCUGACCUGCGCUUCCAAGCCCCUCUCCCCAACCCCCCUCAGCCCUCCUCCAAACCAGUCUACCCCGAGGGUCGAGGGCACGCCGAGAGUAGGGGGCACCCCGGGGUGAGCAGCUCCACCCAGCAGGCCAAGAGCCGCAAGACCAGCUACCCUCUUCCCGGGCAGAUCGAGUCCAGCUGGCACGUGUCGGCUCUGCAGCGGGCAGAGGGCGCUCAGUUCACCCCAGAACAGCUGGGCAUCAAACCGGGGCAGAACGGACCCACCUUUACCCGAGCCUCCCGCACUAGGAUGCCAAACCUCAACGACCUGAAGGAGACCGCGCUGUAACACCCCCCCCCCCUCCCCUCACUUCAAUUGUGUCUCCACCCUGAGAGCCUCUGCCAGACACCAACAUCAUGGUACUGUAGUGCAAGUUUACAUGAAAACCUGUUUCACUGGAUCCUCGUUUAGAAACGUAGUUCUUCUGUUGAUGCUUAUGUGUCUGAAAUCUACAAAAACUAAACACACUCAGCAGUAACAGUGCUGUGUAGGAAAUCAAAGACGGGAAAGAGGGUGCGACUGUGGUAUCAGUCAAAUGUUAUUCUGAUCUUUCCAGUCAAGGAGACACUGCCUGUACGGCCUCUCUGCUGCCAUCUUCUGGCCAAAGGACGCUACAGCAACAACAUCGGACAGCUGCUGUCAAACCAGUGGCCAAUAAACUCAAAUGUUUUUUCAUGCUCUAAUAUUUGAUAAGAACAACAACAACAAUGACAGAAGAAAAAAAAAAAAGAUUUCUAUCAACAUUAUUUAUUAAAUGUUUAUUUGUUAUAAAUUCAAGGAUAUAAGCUAUAAAUGACACAGUAUGUAGGCUAUAUGGGAAUAUUAUAAGGUAAUAUAGAGAUAAAAGUGUAAUUGCAAGAGCUUUAGUUUCGACACAGAGAAAUGCAUAGAUAUUUAUGUGUUGAUAAUACAAUAUGUCACGAAAAAUAUUUAAUAAUGGUGAAUGUCCUUUUUAUGUUCAAUUGAACAGAUUUUCAUGUCAUAUCACAUUAUUUUGACCCUUUUUCUGUUUUUGUUGUAUUAUCAGAAUGUAAAAAAAAAAAAUAUUCACAGAUACUUGUUGCCCAAGUAGAAAAACAAAUCUAGGAUAUCUACCUAGUUAAAAAAAAAAUCUGCCCAUCACCUUCAUGACAUCAGCUCUGAAGUUCAGAGUCGAGUCAGGCUUUUUUGUCAACAGGGUUUGGUAGCAGAGCAGACAGAGUGACACUGUUAGUCUCUGUCCUUUACAAACAUUAAUGGCAACUUGCUUAAUGUCCCACUCUUUAAGGAGCCCCACUUUGUGUUCUUCAGUUCAUUCAUCAGCUACAACAGCUUUCCAGCUCCAUGCUGCCAUGCUACUUUCGUCUACAGCCUUAACAGCAAGAAAUGUGCAUCAACACUUUGGUGCCCAUCAGUGGUGAAAAGUGUAGCCUCUUUAGGUGACUGACUUUUCCUUUAACAUACAGUGUUGAAGGCAAGUCCGGGUGAACUCUGUGAAAAGGCAUACGUCACCCACAACCUUUAAGAUCUUAAAGGUGAAGUCUGGUGUUUUUUAUACUUCUACAAGUUAACAAAUCAAAUGAAAAGAUCAAAAGCAACACUGAAAUGAACAUCCUUAUACGCGGUGUCUGUAUAUUCAAAACCUUAUAUACUGAGUGUUAUAGCUCUAACUCUA
This is a messenger RNA of Labrus bergylta (ballan wrasse), 5404 nucleotides long. RefSeq names its product cyclin dependent kinase like 5 (gene cdkl5). Gene Ontology annotation, cellular component: nucleus; dendrite cytoplasm. Gene Ontology annotation, biological process: positive regulation of axon extension; protein phosphorylation; regulation of dendrite development. Gene Ontology annotation, molecular function: protein kinase activity; ATP binding. Lineage: Eukaryota; Metazoa; Chordata; Actinopteri; Labriformes; Labridae. The record is from RefSeq and is a predicted model, not a curated record.